Molecule: messenger RNA, 2163 nt
Organism: Recurvomyces mirabilis
Lineage: Eukaryota; Fungi; Ascomycota; Dothideomycetes; Mycosphaerellales; Teratosphaeriaceae
Gene: MDV1
Product: Mitochondrial fission protein
Exons: 2
Coding region: 1-2163 (720 amino acids)
Biological process (GO): peroxisome fission; mitochondrial fission
Cellular component (GO): mitochondrion
Molecular function (GO): protein binding
Source: RefSeq, a predicted model, not a curated record
AUGUCCCAUCGUGGUCGAAGCACAUCGCCCCGUCGUACGACACAACCCGGCCACAGCAGACAAGGAUCGAACGACGAGAAUAUCUUCGACACUCGACAGAUCGAGGCGUUUGGCCGGACAGUGCAAGCUACGGCGAGCCAAUUAAUCUCUGCCAACUUCCCGAACGGUGAACAGAAUGGUCCGGACUCUUACCGAAGUGCUCUGACAUCUGUGCAAAGACAACUGCGGCGGCCGCUCAUACAGAGAAGUGUAUUCAGCUUCACGCAACAGUCACCGCGGGAGCUAUUACGGGCCAAGUUCAGCACCACGGAGGUCGAGCACCGAGCAUUGAGUUAUAUACCCCAGGAGCUGAUCAGGGCCGCUCCAGCCGGUCAGUCGCCUUUCAGCUUGUUUGAAGGCUUCAAGGCGAGUUUACCGGAGUCGGACGAUAACAGCAGAGGCGGCAGACGGAAAGCCUACGGCAGACAUGGCAGCAAACUGCUCGAAGGGCCAGAGGACCACAAAGGUCCACCUCAGCUGGUAAAGAUGAAGAAAGCGCGAGAUAAGCUUGAUCAUCAACUCGAGAUGAUGGGUAUAAGGAAGACGAUGUGUGCUGGCGAAAUACGAGAAAUUGAUGCUAAGAUCGCAAACAUGAAUACUAUGCGAAAAGUGGUGCUGGAAAGACUCGCCGGUCUCGAGCAGGAGGAGAAUGACAUGGAGCAGGAGAUUGGUGAGCUUUCUGAGCGAUUGGCUGAGAUGCAAGAACAGUUAGAGGAUGAAGCGGUGUUGGCUACGCAAAGUCCAUCCUUAGCAGCAGAGGGCGAGGCAGCGAGGCAUGAAGUUGAGAGGAAGUUGGAGGAGGAUGAGGAUGAUGCGGAGCCGGAUGCUGGUUUCAUGUCAGAGAGUAUAUAUGGCAAGCUGCCAAAGACACAAGAAUCGCCUAAGUCGAAGAAGAGGAGAGGCAUGCCGAAGCGCACUAUCUCGAUGCCCGUGCUUCACGAGCAUAUGGAGCCUGGAUCGCGUAUACGAGAGGUGCAAGCCCAUAACGAUACAAUCACAGCCAUGGACUUCGAUGCACCUUUCGGCACCCUGGUCACAGCAGCGCUAGACGAUACUGUCCGGGUCUGGGAUCUCAACGCUGGCAGAUGCAUGGGUAUGCUUGAAGGCCAUUUGAGCAGUGUACGAUGUCUGCAGGUCGAAGACAAUCUUGUCGCUACGGGUAGCAUGGACGCCAGUAUUCGACUCUGGGACCUCAGCCAGGCAGACUAUACUCCUCAGCAAGCAGCAGCUGGAAACAAUAUCAAUGAUAAGCCUGCAAGCGCUGAAGACGUGGAGGGUGACGAUGGCAGCGAUGGUGCUCUGUUCACACCUGCGGCUUCAGUAGCAGAUCUAUCAGCCCAGCCGCCUCCUCCAGAACCACAUGGCAAUGCCAUGGCAGACUGCCAUAUGUUCACACUUUCCGCUCACGUCGCUGAGAUUACAGCUCUCAACUUCCGCGGCAACACACUAGUCUCUGGCUCCGCAGACAAGACACUACGACAAUGGGAUCUGGAAAAGGGUCGUUGCGUCCAGACACUAGACGUAUUGUGGGCAGCCGCUCAAGCAUCGGCUAUAAAUCCCACAGCAGCCACUCCUACCAACACAACUGCAGACAAUGGCGCCGGCUGGUGGAAGUCAGGCGCUGGUCGCUUACGUUCCGGCGAAGCACAAGCCGAAGCAGAUUUUGUGGGUGCCGUGCAGGUCUUUGAUGCUGCUCUAGCUUGCGGUACCGCGGACGGCAUGGUGAGAUUGUGGGAUCUGAGGAGUGGUAUGGUACAUAGAAGCUUAGUCGGCCAUACCGGGCCUGUGACUGCGCUGCAGUUUGAUGACGUGUAUCUUGUUACUGGUAGUCGGGAUAGGAGUAUACGAAUAUGGGACCUACGAACAGGAACCAUCCACGAUGCUUUCGCCUACGACAACCCGAUUUCAUCUAUGCAAUUCGAUGCUCGUCGGAUUAUCGCCGCGGCUGGCGAGGAUGUGGUCAAAGUGUACGAUAAAGCUGAUGGAAGGCAAUGGGACUGUGGCGCUGGUGCCACUGCUGCGGAAACCGAGUCCAAGCCUUCGAUAGUGGAGCGGGUGAGGAUCAAGGAUGGGUACACGGUUGAAGGUAGACGGGAUGGUGUUGUCGGUGUAUGGAGCUGUUGA